AUGUACCGUCUAAUACGAGACUUGCUAGGACGGGACGAACAAAGUACUGAACUUGACGUACAGGAUAACUUGGAAACCUCUACGACAACUUCGAUAGGCCAGAUGCAAGAGGACGGACAACAAAUGAGUGAUAAUUUUCAGGAAGGAUUAGAUAAUGAAGAUAAUGUUGAAACGAUAACGAAUGAGAACGUGCAAGUGGCGGUUUCGAGUGUUACUGAGAGCGAAGGUAUUACGAGUGCUGAUAGUUCGCCGCCGCCGUCUUCACCACGGUUCAGUGCUGCCCCGGUGUUUACUGUUCAAAAUACGGAAAUACCCUCCUCCAGUGUUAUUUCACCUACUAUCACGCCCACAAUUUCACCCUCCAUUACAUCUACCCAGCUCGUCUCGCCACCAGCAAGAUCACCAACGACGUCAACACCUCCACAAAUGCCAAAUCCUUCAGAUUUACCUAUUCCGUUUUUUCUACCAGACUCCUCCGAUUCCCUUAACGCCCCUAACCAAUCUAAUCUUCUUAAUAUCAUAAAUCCAUUGGCGUUUCUACAAAACUCUUUCUCAGCAAAUUCAACGUCAUCAACGACAUCUGUUACAAUGACAUCAUCAAGUGGCACUCCCCAAGAGCCAGGAUCACCUCCAUAUCCACCACCACUAGCGCUUAGAGCUGAUCCGACAUUGAAUAUCGAUAGAGCCUCGACAGAAUCUCUGAAAUUGGCUUUAUUUGGACCACAAAGGAUGGAGAUGGAGAAUGAGAAGAAGGAUGAGGGAACGUAA
Paraglomus brasilianum is the source of this 768-nucleotide messenger RNA. Lineage: Eukaryota; Fungi; Glomeromycota; Glomeromycetes; Paraglomerales; Paraglomeraceae. The record is from the annotation of a GenBank genome assembly.